This is a messenger RNA of Trichoderma virens Gv29-8, 921 nucleotides long. RefSeq lists its product as uncharacterized. Gene Ontology annotation, biological process: negative regulation of protein binding; regulation of ERK1 and ERK2 cascade; negative regulation of SCF-dependent proteasomal ubiquitin-dependent catabolic process. The transcript has a single exon. The coding region runs from base 1 to 921 and encodes 306 amino acids. Lineage: Eukaryota; Fungi; Ascomycota; Sordariomycetes; Hypocreales; Hypocreaceae. Gene Ontology annotation, molecular function: F-box domain binding. The record is from RefSeq and is a predicted model, not a curated record. Gene Ontology annotation, cellular component: cytoplasm; nucleoplasm.
AUGAGCUGCCAGGACCCGGUGCAGAGCGCCGUCAUCCGCUCUGCGGCAUACAGCUAUCGCCCUCCAAGUCCGCCCAAAAUCACCGUUCCCGUCCAAGGCCAAAAGACCAUCAAGCUUGAGCCCUCAUACGACCUUGUUGAUCCCAGGAAAAUCUCCAGGGAGCAAUUCACCAUCGUUACCGGCAACAGGACGCAAAUCUCGGUUGAUCGCUCCACCCGCUGGAGAUAUGAGCAGCGCAGAGAUGCCCAACACAUUCUCGAUUUCCUCUCUUUAGGUCCCACAAGCAUCGUUCGAGAUCAUGAGUUCCUGCGGCGAGAGGCCUUCUCUAUGCUUGUCGUUGUUCGUGACGCUCGAGCUCCCCUUAAUCUCCCCAGCGUCAACAAAGCAACCACGGCGCUUGACAUUCCCCUUUGUUAUAUCGAUGUCGAACCAAGUCAGUUAGUCAGGGCAUUCCACCAAGUUGUUAGCGUCAUCAACACCCAUCUUCUCUCUGUGCACCAUAUGACAGCUGGUACCUGUCGGGGCAAGCUUCUGGUGACCUGUGAUACGGGCAACAUGCUCUCGCCUUCUCUCGUCGUUGCCUAUGUCAUGGCCAUGUUCGGGCAGGAUAUGAUGGCGGCAGUUCAGUUUGUUAGUGUUCAACGGUUUUGCGCUAACUUCGACGAAGAAGCCAAACAAGCAUUUUUGACUUGGCAGGACCUCAACAAUGCUGGUGUCACCGUGGCAGGUCAAUCUCACAAUGCAAACGACCAUAUGCAAGCCGUCUUCGUCCAAGGCAAGGCGAACACCAAGCGCGACCUCGAUGACAUGAUGGAAGGGGUUGAGGAAGAUGUGGGGGGAACCAACUGCGACACUGUUGGCGACUACGACCGCUUCUUGGGCCGAAGGGAUUUCGCACCCUUUAUAGAUGUCGAGUAUUGA